This is a messenger RNA of Clarias gariepinus (North African catfish), 1889 nucleotides long. Its product is annotated as E3 ubiquitin-protein ligase TRIM68-like. The coding region runs from base 50 to 1693 and encodes 547 amino acids. Gene Ontology annotation, molecular function: zinc ion binding; protein binding. The transcript has 7 exons. The record is from RefSeq and is a predicted model, not a curated record. NCBI's taxonomy places the organism in Eukaryota, Metazoa, Chordata, Actinopteri, Siluriformes, Clariidae.
CAUCAGAACACCAUCUCCAAGAUAAGGCACCUGCAGAUUUCGUCCAAAUAUGGCUUCUUCAAACAAUCUCUUAUAUGAAGAGCAGCUCCUAUGCUCCAUCUGUCUGGAGGUGUUCACUGAUCCAGUCUCUACUCCAUGUGGACACAACUUCUGUAUGAUCUGUCUCAAGGACUUCUGGGACAGAAGUUCAAAAUGGCAGUGUCCAAUGUGCAUAGCAGAGUUCUCCAAAAGACCAGAGCUCCGUGUAAAUACUUUUAUUUCUGAACUGAUUGCCCAGUUUAAGAUGUCAGUUCCGGCAAAAUCCAGCAGCAUUGCGGAUCAAACUUCAGUCCUAAAACCUAAAGGCGUUCUUUGUGACUCCUGCACUAAGGAUAAGCAGGAAGCCCUAAGAUCUUGUCUGGAUUGUGGGGUUUCUUUUUGUAUUACUCAUUUGAUACCCCAUAAAACCACAGCUAAAUUACAAACACAUAAACUGAUUGAGCCUGUGGAAAACCUGGAGGACUACAUCUGCCAGCUACAUGAAAGACCCCUGGAGCUGUUCUGUAGAGAUGACCAGAUGUGUGUGUGUCAGUUCUGUAUUCGUGGAGACCAUAAAACUCACAACACUGUCCGUAUGGAGGAGGAAAGUCACGAGAAAAAGAUUCACCUCUGGGAGACCCAGAAACAUGUUCAGAAUAUGAUUCAAAGCCGACAAAAAAAGAUUGAGGAGCUUAAACAGUCUAUAGAACUCAAUAAUAAACACAUAGACAAGGAAAAAACUGAGAGCAUGAAGAUUUUCAGUGCUCUGAUUCACUGUAUUGAGGAAAGCCAGGCUGAGCUGCUUAAGCUGAUGGAAGAAAAACAGAAUGCAACAGAGCGGCAAGCAGAACAGUUCAUCAGAGAGCUGGAGCAGGAAAUCAUUGAGCUAAAGAUGAAAAACAAUGAGAUGGAUCAGCUCUUAAAUACACAGGAUCAUCUCAAGUUCUUACAGAUUUAUCCAUUUCUGCAUGGACCUUUACACAACAACAACUGGAAUAAAAUCAGAAAUAAUCAUCAUUUGAGUGUUGAAACACUGAGGAGAGCUCUGAGUCAGCUUCAAGAGUCUCUCAAUGAGGAAAUUAAAAGGCUUCCAGAGAUUGAACUAAAAAUACUUCAACAAUAUGCAGUGGAAGUGAAUUUGGAUCCUGAUACAGCAAAUGCUAAACUUAUCCUGUCCAAUAAUAGGAAACAAGUGAAAUAUAGCAACAAAGGACAACAUGUUCCUGAUAAUCCGAAUAGAUUUAAGCGUUGUGUCAACGUGCUGGGGAAGGAAGGAUUCUCAUCGGGAAGAUGUUACUAUGAUGUGCAGGUCAGAGGAAAAACAGCGUGGGAUUUAGGACUGGCUCGAGAAUCCAUUAACAGGAAGGGGGAAAUUACAUUCAGUCCAAAGAAUGGAUACUGGAUUGUCAUGCUGAGGAAUAAGACUGAAUAUAAGGCUUGUGAAUCUACCCUCAUCCCCCUGACACUGAAACAGGCCCCUCAGAAGGUUGGGAUCUUUGUGGAUUAUGAGGAAGGUCUGAUCUCCUUCUAUGAUGUUGAGGCCAAGACUCAUAUUCAUUCUUUCACUGGUCAGAUUUUCACUGGGAAACUUUAUCCAUUCUUUAGCCCAUGUCUUAAUUAUGGAGGUAAAAACUCGGCACCACUAGUCAUCACAUCUACUGAACAUUAUUUUUAGACUGAAUCUAACUUGACAGGAUACGAAUAACAAAAUUGCUUUUUAGGUUAAAAUAUAUUUAAUUAAAUUUUAAUUAGAAUAUUAGAAUUAUAAACUAGAAUUUUAAUAUGAAAGUGCUACAUAAUUGACAAGUUUUGUCAUUUCUGGCCCAUAAAAGUAUAAAAUAAAUAGGAAAUAACUGAAUUCACUAUAGAAA